CUGGUGGUCCAUGAGCAGCUUCAUGAUGGGGAGAAGCCCCACAAGUGCUUGGAGUGUGGGAAGAGCUUUAGGUGGAGCUCCCACCUGAUCAGGCACCAGAGGAUCCACACCAGGGAAUGGCCCUACAAGUGUGGGGAGUGUGGGAAGGGCUUCAGCUACAGAUCCAACCUUGUGACCCACCAACGCAUCCACACUGGGGAGAGGCCCUACGAAUGUCCCCAGUGUCAGAAGAGGUUUCAGACCAGCUCCAGUCUCCUCCAGCACCAGCGGAUUCACACUGAGGAGAGGCCCUUCCUCUGCCCUGAGUGCGGGAAGGGCUUCAAGAACAACGCGGACCUCAUCAAGCACCGGCGCAUCCACACUGGGGAGAGGCCCUACCAAUGCGCCACAUGUGGGAAGAGGUUUCAGACCAGCUCCUGUCUCCUCCGGCACCAGCGGAUUCACACUGAGGAGAGGCCCUUCCACUGCCCUGAGUGCGGGAAGGGCUUCAAGCACAACUUCACCCUCAUCAUCCACCAGCGGAUCCACACAGGGGAGAGGCCCUACGAGUGUCCCCAGUGUGGGAAGAGCUUCACCACCAGCUCUCACUUGACCAGUCACCAACGGAUUCAUGAUGGGGAGAAGCCCUACAAGUUCUUGGAGUGUGGGAAGGGCUUCAGGUGCAGCUCUGAGCUCAUCACCUACCAACACAUCCACACCGGGGAACGGCCCUAUGAGUGCCUCGAGUGUCCAAAAAUGUUUCACACCACUUCCACUCUCGUCAAGCACCAGUGGAUUCACACAGAGGAGAGGCCCUUCCGCUGCCCUGAGUGUGGGAAGGGCUUUAGAGAAAACAUCAGC
Melospiza melodia melodia is the source of this 840-nucleotide messenger RNA. Its product is annotated as zinc finger protein 572-like. The annotation marks the transcript as partial. NCBI's taxonomy places the organism in Eukaryota, Metazoa, Chordata, Aves, Passeriformes, Passerellidae. The transcript is spliced from 2 exons. The record is from RefSeq and is a predicted model, not a curated record.